AUGGGGUUCCGAUCUGCCUUCCGGCGGUCAUCGACCCACGAAGAGUCUAUUACUCAAGUCGCUGUGAGCACUGAUGGCGAAAGAAAGAGCGAACUGACCACCGAGGGUGCUGCUGCUGUUGAAGCCGAUGAGAAAAACCCUGAACUUCCCACCGAAGAUGCACAGCAGGGUGUCAAAGAGCUCGAGGCCGUGACUUUGAGCUGGACGAAGGGCAUGCUAAUUGCGGUCUUUGCGAACAUCUGGUUCUUGUACUUCGUCAAUGCUAUGCAAUCCACGAUUAACUACAGUUUGCUCGGCUUUGUCACCAGUGAAUUCGAAAGCCACUCCCUACUCAAUGUCAUCUACAUUGUCGCAGACGCCAUGACAGCCGCUGUGUACAUCCCUACUGCCAAGGUUAUGGACGUUUUUGGCCGUGCAGAAGGUUUCCUGGUUAUGACCGUUUUUGCUACCCUCGGUCUGGUUCUCAUGGCUGUAUGCAACAACCUUCCCACCUUCUGCGCUGCGUACGUCUUCUACAGCAUUGGAUUCGGAGGUAUGACAUACUGUGUGGAUGUCAUCACCGCCGACAUCUCCAAGCUCAAGAACCGAGGUUUGGCUUACGCUUUUACCUCCUCGCCAUAUAUCAUCACGGCAUUUGCUGGCCCCAAGGCUGCCGAGGGCUUCUACGAGGACAUCAGCUGGCGGUGGGCCUUUGGCGCAUUCUCCAUUAUCUUCCCUAUUGUUGCUUCCCCUCUUUACUUCAUAUUGAAGGCCAAUCUUAAGAAGGCCCACCAGAACGGUCUUGCAGUCAGGGAGCCUAGCGGCCGGACCUUGCUCCAAAGCGUUUGGUUCUAUAUCAAGGAGUUCGAUUUUGUUGGUGUUUUGGUGUUCUCUGCCGGCCUUACAGUCUUCCUCCUUCCAUUCAGCAUUGCUAGUUAUGCCCCUAAGGGCUGGGCAUCAGACUAUAUCAUUGCCAUGAUCGUGGUCGGAUUUGUCAUGCUUGGUGUCUUCCUUGUUUGGGAAUUACGCUUUGCCCCCACCCCAAUGUUCAACUUCAGCCUGUUGACCGAUCGAACUAUCAUUGGUGCAUGUUUGCUCAACGUGAACUACCAGAUAUCUUACUACUGCUGGAACAACUAUUAUACAUCUUUCUUGCAGGUAGUCAACAACCUCAGCAUCUCUGAGGCAGGCUACGUUAGCAACACUUUCGACGUCGUCUCCGGCUUCCUUUUGCUCGGAGUUGGUUUCGUCAUUCGCAGGACUGGUCGCUUCAAGUGGACUCUCUACAUUGCGGUGCCACUUUACAUCUUUGCCCAGGGAUUGAUGAUUUACUUCCGUCGCCCUAACCAAUCUGUCGGCUAUCUUGUCAUGUGUCAGAUUUUCAUCUCUAUUGGCGGGUCUGUCUUCAUCCUUGUUGAGCAGGUUGCUAUCUUGGCUGCCGCUGAUCACCAGCACGUCGCAACUGUUCUUGCUCUGCUCAACGUCGUGGGCACUGUCGGUAAUGCUGCUGGUUCUACUAUUUGCGCCGCAAUCUGGACUCACACAUUCCACAAAGCCCUGGCAGUGCGGCUUCCAGAGCUUGUGAUGCCAGAUAUCGAGUUGAUUUACGAGGAUCUUGCACAGCAGCUGUCUUAUCCCGUUGGAUCCGCCGCGAGACUGGCUAUUCAGGAAGCGUAUGGGUAUUCUCAGACAAGAAUGCUUGCUGUUGGCACUGGUCUAAUGGGUCUUUGUGUCUUCUGGGCCCUCAUGAUCAGAGACAUUGACCUGCGGAAGGUCGCUCAAGUCAAGGGUACCGUCUUCUAA
This is a messenger RNA of Penicillium vulpinum, 1782 nucleotides long. RefSeq names its product putative MFS siderophore iron transporter (gene mirD). Gene Ontology annotation, biological process: transmembrane transport. The transcript is spliced from 3 exons. The record is from RefSeq and is a predicted model, not a curated record. NCBI's taxonomy places the organism in Eukaryota, Fungi, Ascomycota, Eurotiomycetes, Eurotiales, Aspergillaceae. Gene Ontology annotation, molecular function: transmembrane transporter activity. Bases 1 to 1782 code for a protein of 593 amino acids.